GUUAAUAGCCACGGACAUAAGUGACAUAGUACUACAUUGUAGUCAGAGUUUGAGCCACUUCAAGUCUCGCUCCUUUCUCCGAGUUCUAUUUUAUUGUCUUUGGUUUUUGUCUUUGGAGGGAAAGCAUCAAAGGGAUUCAUCAUGUCGACUGCUACAACUUCUAUGAUGGACAGGGUCCGCGAGAAGAUGCAAGCGCUGAAGGAUAAAAUCGAAGAAGCGGAGGAAAGAGAAGCCAUGGCGAAGGCCGAGUUGAAGGAUGCUGAGACGAGAGCAUACCAACAUGAAUCGGAUCUCGACUCGAUGCAAAAACGAAUGAAUUUAAUAGAAAAGGACCUCGAGAAAAGUCUCAAAAAUCUGGAUGAGAAGAAAUCAAGGUUGGAGUCGCUGGAAGAGAAACAAGAAGCUGAUGGAGAAUGCGUGAAAGAGCUCGAAGGUGUGGAGUUGGAAGGAGACGAGAGGCUCAACGAACUCGAGGAGAAGUUAAAGGAAGCGACUCAAGAAGCUGACCAAUACGACCAUCGGAAUAUAGAAAUCAUGCAAAAACUACAACAGACCGAAAGCGAGCUCGAGAAGCAAAAAACUCGUGCUGAUGCUGCAGAAGUGCUGUUAGAAAAGCUCCAACAUACAGUCGAUCAAGCUGGAAGUCACAUGAAAACACUGGAAGAGAAGGACAGCAACGCUUCUGUUUACGAGGCUGAGGCCGAAGAAAAAAUCGCCUUCUUGCAAGAGCAGCUCAAAGAGCUCCUAUCACAAGCCGAGGACACCGAAAGAAGGUGCGCCCCACUAGAACGACAACUGGACGAGCAGAGUGUCCAAAUAGAGGAAUUCCGAAGAAAGAAAGUUGAAGUCGAGAAAGAAAUGGAAGACAUGGCAGAGUUGGUGGAACAAAAUCUUGAAUAAAUUAGUGAACUAUCGCAAAAAAUGACAAGAGACUUUACUAACUCCUUAGACUUUAGACAGAUUUUUUAUUGUACUUUUAAUAAUUAAACUGACCCUAGAGAGAUCAGUCAGAGGCAUGGAACCAUGUUGCUUGACCCAGAAAUAGUAACGCCAAAUGUAAUUUCCAUUGACUCAUUUAAGAUUAUGUAUUUGUUUAUAAGAAUAAAAAAUUAAUUAUAAUUAAUUGCA
Molecule: messenger RNA, 1128 nt
Organism: Actinia tenebrosa (Australian red waratah sea anemone)
Lineage: Eukaryota; Metazoa; Cnidaria; Anthozoa; Actiniaria; Actiniidae
Source: RefSeq, a predicted model, not a curated record